CUUGUACAACUUGCUCCGGGGGCCCUGCAAACCCCAGCUAUGGCCCUGUGGAUUGCUAUCGAAAAUUUGAUCACAGAAAUUUCCAUAUGUUUGCUCUUUCUACUUCAUUGAGGCAGACCCACGAAGAAUCGUCCAUUCCCCUAGAAACGAUGCUCCAGUGAAGACUCAGGCGACGUCUCGUCAGAUGAUAUCCACUAACAGGUAUAACAUCCUGAGAGUCUUUUUUCCCCUUUUUUCCCCGGGAAUUACGGAGGAUCACGUUAUGGGAGCCGCGAGUGAGGUAGUGACACAGUGACGUUUCAGCGUGACGUCGGAAGCACAUGUGCGUCAACUAUGGAGCAGCAACCUUUACUGUGAUGUCAAGGAGAGUAGGAGUAGGGGUGGUCUGAAACGACACUGCUUAAGCCUUUCUCCAUUCAUCGCUCAUUAUUCACCGGAUGAACUCUGACCGAGCAAGUCACCUGCUAUCCUUCAUGAUGGACCAAUGGUCAACUGUCCACUGACCCUCCACUGAUCAUCCAGGGGCCACAUCACUCCGUGUGCUCCUCUACACACCUCACGGCAUCAUGGGGGCCAUAGUCCAGAUGCACUUCAGCACAGUGGAUUACGUGAUUUUUGUCGUGCUGCUAGUGGCCUCUGCUGGAAUCGGUCUUUACUAUGCCUUCUCAGGGGGUCGUCAGAGGACCACACAGGAGUUCCUGCUGGCCGACCGCAGCAUGCGCUGCCUUCCGGUGUCCCUUUCACUGCUAGCCACCUUUCAGUCAGCGGUGGCCAUCCUGGGUGCCCCAUCUGAGAUUUACACACAUGGCACGCAGUAUUGGUUCCUGGGCUGCUCCUACUUCCUGGGCCUGCUCAUCCCUGCACACAUUUUCAUACCAGUUUUCUAUCGGCUCCGUCUUAGCAGCGCGUAUCAGUAUCUGGAACUUCGUUUUAGUAAAAGUGUUCGGAUAUGUGGCACUUUGACCUUCAUCUUUCAGAUGGUGAUCUAUAUGGGAGUUGUUCUGUAUGCUCCAGCACUUGCACUUAAUGCAGUAACAGGUUUUGAUCUUUGGGGAGCAGUGCUGGCCAUAGGAUUGGUGUGCACACUUUAUACAGCUCUGGGUGGUCUGAAAGCAGUGAUCUGGACAGAUGUGUUUCAGACAGUUGUUAUGUUUGCGGGGCAGCUUGCAGUGAUUAUAGUUGGUACCCAUCAGGCAGGUGGCAUCACUGAAGUUUGGAGGAAAGCACAAAACGGCAGCCGUAUCUCAGGCCUUGACCUGAACCCCGACCCUUUAGAGAGGCACACAUUCUGGACUCUGGGAGUGGGGGGGGUUUUCCUCAUGCUGGCCCUGUAUGGAGUGAAUCAGGCUCAGGUCCAGAGAUACCUCUGCUCCCGCACAGAGAAAGAGGCCAUCAUGUCCUGUUAUGCGGUGUUCCCAUGCCAGCAGAUCGUGCUCACGUUGGGCUGUUUAAUGGGUCUGGUUAUGUACGCUCGAUAUGGGGAGGAGAGCCCACUGGAUCAGGGCUAUGUCAAAAGCAAUGACCAGAUGGUGCUGUACUUUGUAAUGGAUGUGUUGAGAGAUCUUCCUGGUUUACCAGGACUGUUUGUCGCCUGUCUGUUUAGUGGAGCUCUCAGCACAAUCUCAUCUGCCUUCAACUCCCUAGCAACGGUCACCAUGGAGGAUCUGAUCAAACCUCACGUACGACCCAUGACGGAGGCCCGUGCCACCCUGUUAUCAAAAAUGUUGGCUCUUGCCUAUGGUCUUGUGUGUCUGGCUAUGGCAUACAUCGCCUCUUUAAUGGGCUCUGUGCUGCAGGCAGCACUCAGUAUAUUUGGGAUGGUGGGUGGACCUCUGCUUGGCCUUUUCUGUCUGGGGAUGUUUUUCCCUUGGGCCAAUUCCACUGGUGCUCUGGUUGGGCUGGCAUCAGGGCUGGUCAUGGCUUUCUGGAUCGGUAUCGGCAGCUUUGUUUCACGAAUGUCUGCAUCUGUACCACCGGUGAUAAAUACCACUGUCAUACCUGAUUUGGGAAACAUGACAACAGCUGUGAUGACGACACUCAUCACAUCUAAACCAAGGCCUUCUGGAGUUCAGGCUUUGUACUCUCUAUCAUACAUGUGGUACAGUGCUCAUAAUUCUGCCACAGUUGUAGUGGUGGGACUUCUGGUCAGCUUUCUUACAGGGCCCUGGAAAGAGAAAGAUUUAAACCCAGGUACAAUUUACCCUGUGCUUGGCAAUCUGCUGUUCUUUCUGCCCCAACGCUACAGGGAGAAACUCUGCUGUGUUACUCCACUGGAAGACAAUUCCAAAGGCCCGGACCAUCAGCAUUACCAGAUGGCCCAGAAAGAGAGCAAUGGCGUUGCUUAUACUAAAGAGGAAGACAAGCUCAGGGAAGAGGAAGGAGAAGGAGAAAAGAUAACCGCCCAGCCUACUUGUAACCUUGCUCAUACAGUGCAGGAAACAGCUUUGUGAAAUCUCCCUCACAGCAACAAACCCAAAGGGUCUUAGUUUCCCACAGGCUCUGGGAAGAACAAAAUCUCACAGUUUUCUCCUCUUAAUAAGUUCAUAAGUUGUGGGUUGUGCUGUGGUCCCUUUACAAUAUUGGUACGCUGUGCCCUCAACUGCCAGUGAUUGAGGCGAGGGGUUGUCUUAUUUAUAUGUGAUACUUUAUGAUGUUUAGAUCUUGAACAAAUUGAGAUGCAUUGAGCUGAAGCGACACAAGUGAUCACCUACAUCUUUUAUUUUACAUGUCCUAUAUUGAAUCUCAAGAACACUCGUUGAAUAUUGCUGGUCCGUUAUAAACAUACACACACAAAUCAAAGAAAUCAUGCUGAACGUCAGGUUUAAGAUGAAUGGUUUUCACCAGAAAGACCACAGUUUGCACAAAUCUGUAGUCAUUUCAUGUCAGUGCAAUUCAAGUUUUGGGGUUUUUCUCUCCCAAAGAUUUUGCUUCUUCCAAAGUUCACUACACUAGCAUUUCCAUUCUGUUUGCCUUGGACGCGCUAUUAUCAGUGUGUGUUACCUAAACUGAGUUCAAAGUUAACAGUGACUGAAGAAUAUUGCAAAUUUAAAUGUGGUAAACUUUUAACUUAAUAUUCAUGAAAAGCCCAUCUGCAAGUGAUAGAUACAAUGAAUCUAAUGCAUGUUGAAUCUAGUUUCCUCAUUGAAGCCCAUUGUUUGUGACAAGUGCCUCCUCAUUUGAAUGUAUGAUGUCGUUUUGUGAAUGGAUUGUGCCGCUUCAUCAUCUCAUCCAAAUGGAGCAUGGGCCUGCCCCUGAUAGGACCAUUUUUAAGUGUCUGGACACCUCACUAUUGAAUUCCCAUGAUGCUUUGAGUUGUAAGGGCCUGGCUAACUAUACUUUAGCAUCUCAAAAAAAUAAGUUUUAAAUUUGCCUGGAUUUAAUAUUAUUUUGGUAUGGAUGAUUUUUUAGAAAACGGUCAUGUUAGAACUGUUCUUCGUGAUGUAGACAAGCUCUUUAAAUGUUAUAAUAGCCUAUUCAAAUGUUUGAUCUUAGAUAUAGAUGAUACUCGUUAUAGUAUCAAGACUAACUAUUCUAGAAUUGAAACCUCAGUGCGAGUUACUGACCAUAAUUCUCAGUAUUAGCAUAUGGAUCGAUUUGGUUGCACUAGUUUUCUUGUCAUUUGAUUUUUUUUUUUAUGCUAUAGUGCCAUUUUUUUGUGCUUUGCUGUCUAGUCUAAUUUUAGACCUCAGUCUAAGCCAUACCAUUUGUAGUUGCUGUAGGAUUCCUAAGUCAUUGUAUUGUGCCUAUGACUGGAAUGAAAGCUUUCUCUAAACCGGUCACAAUCUCACAAGCACAGGCAGUCAGUUAUAUAUUCAGGUUAUGCGCUCUGGGUCAACGGUUUGUGGAAGUCUCACAUCUACUGGCAUUUCUUUUUUUGUUUUGUUUUUAUUGUGGGUGUAUCAUCUUGGUCUGGCGACAGGUUUCAGUUUAACAUUCAUCUCCAAAGAAUCAUCCUAUGUGGAAGCAUGUUCAUCACAUAUGGAGACACAAUAAGUCGGUUCACACAGAAUGCGCUUUUCCCUUCCAGUGUGGUGUUUUUAAAAUUAGUUUCCAAAGUAAACGCACUGUUUGCGUACGUAACUCACUGCUUUUUCAGCAUCGAACUCAUGAGCGAUGCGUUUUUACACUUUUACAAUUAGUUAAAAUUAAAAUGCUAAAAUAAAAGCAUUCACAAAAUUUUUUAAAAGUUAUUGCUAUCGAAUGAUUAAUCGUGAUUAAUCGCAUCCCAGGUAAGUUUUUGUUCACAUAAAAAUAUAUCCGUGUGUACUGCGUAUAUUUAUAAUGUAUAUAUAAAUGCAAAUAGAUGCAUGUAUAUAUUUAAGAAAAAUAUGUAGUUUAUAUAUUAAAUAUAUUUAUAUACAUAAGUAUACACAGUACGCAAACAUAUUAUGUAAACAAAAACUUUUAUUUUGGAUGCAAAUAUACACGAUUAAUCGUUUAAUGGCACUAGUUAAAAUAAAGAGGCUUGAAACCCUGUGUUUUUCCCAUUUUGGAACACUUGCUUUUUUAAACGCAAGAAAAACUGACAUCUUUUUUUGGCUGUGCCAUUUCUCACUUGUUCACUUUUCAUUCAGUUUGAUUUCAUAAUGCUCAAUCUUUCUUUUUUAAGCGACAUAUGCAAUGAACACCAUAUAUUUAGGACACUUCAUGUUAAAUUGCCUUCAAUUCCAUUAAUGUUGUUAUUUUUGAACGCAAGUGGACAUGCUGUAUAAACAGCCCCAAGGGUUUUACUUUUAGUUGAGUGAUGACUGCUCUACAUUUCUUAUGAGCUCCAGAAAUGUAUUCACAGCAAUGAAUUAUGACAUACAUUUUUAACAGUAUUAGAUGCAAAAUUAAACAUUUGUUAGUUUGGGGAUAGUAGUUGCUGUCAAACAUCUCCUAUGGAAUAGAUAUGAAUUUGAUGUUCAGUCAUUCUUUAACACGCAAUGACACAAUUUUUUAAUCCAUCCAGUUCUGUAUAUUAGAAUAAUCACAUUCUGGUGUGAAAAUUUGAGCAUUCCAAUCAAAGGGCCCAAUACAGAUCAUCUCUUUAUUGUAAAAUGCAAACAUAGCUUGAUUUCUCAUAAGUUUGGUCAUUCAUUCACAUUCAUUGUGUAGAAGACAUUUUGUUUUCCAUAAUUAGUGUCAUAAUGUAUGUAUGUGUAAGACUUGAUCAUGUAGAGUUGCCAUCUGUCAUACCUGAAAUUACUUGAAUUAUGUGUGCACAAUGCUUUAAAACACCCAUAUGUCUAGAACACUUGCAUUUACAGACUGAAUAUUGCAUCAGAAUUGUUCCACUGAUCAUUUCUCUUUGUCCUGAGAAUGUCUUAAUUCUGAAUGCAUUUCCCCUGUGAGCGAUCAAAGGAGGAAUAAAUCACAAGCACAUUUUAAAACUGCCUACAACAGGACAAAUUGUUAAGGCACAGGCAGGGAUUGACCUAUUAUAAACUAUGCUGUCCUACAAUCUAAAACUGUGUAACCCUAAGAGAACUGACCUUGGGGGGCCUAUGUGGACUCUACUGUGAGAAUAGUUUUUUAUGAUAUUUUUAAAUACUUAUUUUCUAUGGAAAGCGCAACUCUUGUUAGUGCAAAAUAAAUAUUUCAAUACAUAAUAUUUAUGGUUGUAUAAAUAUUAUGAGAAUAUUUAUUUUUUUAUAGAAGUUUUCCUAUUUUAAUUUCCCAGAUAUGCAUUCCAGAAAACCAUAAGCAAUGGAGUCUGACCAGCUUCAUUGCUUUGGUCGUGCCUUCACUUAGCGUCUCUUUAUUUGAUUGGUCAUGAAAGUUCACGCCAAGAACUUUCCAUUAUGUGGAAAAAGAGGAAAUUGCAUUGGCCAGCAGAGCAUCUAUAAGCGAUGAUACUUUUAUUUAUAUAGAUGAAUGCAGAAUAGAAGAACAGAUAUACUUAGCCACUCUAGUGGGCAUUACUUUGAAUCAUGAACACUCAUUUUUCCUCUUAAUGAAUUGUUUGUAAUGAAAAAGUGGUAUUAAAUUUGUCUUGAUAACAAUAAAAAUGUCUUCCUGACAGUC
Molecule: messenger RNA, 6006 nt
Organism: Carassius auratus (goldfish)
Lineage: Eukaryota; Metazoa; Chordata; Actinopteri; Cypriniformes; Cyprinidae
Gene: slc5a6a
Product: solute carrier family 5 member 6a
Exons: 17
Coding region: 567-2450 (627 amino acids)
Biological process (GO): transmembrane transport; sodium ion transport
Cellular component (GO): membrane
Molecular function (GO): symporter activity
Source: RefSeq, a predicted model, not a curated record